Molecule: messenger RNA, 1404 nt
Organism: Dreissena polymorpha
Lineage: Eukaryota; Metazoa; Mollusca; Bivalvia; Myida; Dreissenidae
Exons: 8
Coding region: 61-1389 (442 amino acids)
Source: RefSeq, a predicted model, not a curated record
GCGGAUGAUUGAAAUCGCAUUAUAAUUUGUUCUUGUAGUGUAACCUUUACCCAUCAUUCCAUGUCCAAAAAUGGAGGCAGACGCUCAGGAGUAAAUGAAUGCAAGAUGAGUAAUUUCAACAUUGAAAACAUUCUCAAAGGCACCUCUCAUGUGACUGACGUGGUGAACAUUUCUGAAGAAACCAGGCAUGGAUUUCAACACAAGUAUUCGGAUGAUGCAAACAUUUUAGCAGAGCUGGACAGUUCCCUGGGCUCCCCAGGGGAAUCCUCGUGUUCCACAGACGCAGUGCAGCACACAGUGAAGGCAGACCUCUAUGGAACUGACAAGGAUCCUGCCUAUGAUGAUGAGGUGCAGGGCUACACUCAUGCUGUCCCUGAGGAGGCUGUAGGUGCUGACAGCUGUCCCCAGCAAACUAGUGCUGGUACCGGCACACAGGGGGAGGGCACUGAGGAAAACACAGGAACCAUUCUUAUACAGGCACAAAUCAGUGAGGAAAAUGUGGGAGCCAGUCCAAAGGGACAGUUCAAUGAGGGGAUUGUGGGAGCCAGUCCACAGUUUACUGAGAGAAUUGUGGAAACCAAUUCACAGGCACAGUACAUCGAGGGAAAUGUGGGAACCAAUUCACAGGCACCGUACAUUGAGGGAAAUGUGGGGACCAGCCAGACAGGAAGUGCUGAUGAGCUAAGCCAGCUGGGCGAUCCACAUCCAGGUAUACCCACUACAGUUUACACAGAUCUCAGCCACCCAAUUGUGGAUCACAACCACAAUGAGCUUCAUACCUCAGCUGUUCAUCCCUACACUGCACACAGGGAGGCAACAUACACUGAUCCGGAGCAUCCUGCCACUGCCACUUACCCUGAAAACGGUAGGGCCAUCUACACGGAUCUAGACACCACUUCCCAUGCCUAUCCUGAACAUAGGGGGGCCACUUACACUGAUCAGGAGCAUCCCGCCACUGCCCAUGCCUACCCUGCGCACAAGGGUCCCACGUACACGGAUCAGGAUGGUAACUGCUACCAGGAAGAUGGGACUCCGUUUGAAUGUCCUCCAGACUACCCAGGGGCUCAGUAUGCUCCUAGGUACCAGUCAUUACAAAGUGCAUCAUGCAGUGUAGGUCCACUGGCAGAUCAGACACAGACAACACAGCAAGAGCAGGCCACACUCUACAUGUCCCCUGGGCAGCAACAUCAUCAGCAGCAGCAGCAAUACCCGCAACCGAACCAUCUGCAGCAUCUGCACCAGAGAACUUUCAUGUCCCCUGAGGCGCAGGUCAGACACCUUCUGUCACCAGGUACCAGACAUAACCUGUCCCAGGGUCAGAGUUUAGUCUCACUCCCUAUUGUUUGUAUACAGGUACCAUACAUAACCUUUCCCAGGGUCAGAGUUUAGUCUGACUCCCAAUUG